AUGACGUUGGAAGACUACGCUAACGCCUGUUUGUUUGGGCGGUAUGAGGUCAAAGACUGGGACGAACUCGGAUCUGCUGCUGAGAUAGAGCAGCGUCUUUACGAUCAUACGAUGGAGCUUGAGCUUGGAAUGCCUAGCUUUACUAAAUUAUACAUCCGUAAGACUGGUUCUCGUAUUCACUUCAGCCUACCCUCUGCUGAACCAAUACCCUAUUAUAGACUUCACAGAAACUUCACGAUAUCGACGGCGAACUUCGAAAAUAGCAUGAUUUGUCAAACCAGAUCGUUAACGUCUUUCCAAGUUCCUACCCUCUUUCCGUUCUUAAUCAUCAUCUAUUCCCCGCCACCAAACACAAACACCCAUACGUCUAUCAAAAUCUUAAGAACAUCUCGCACUCUACGCAAAACCGCUGAGGACAAUAGGGAAACUGACACAGUCCCUCCGAAUACUCACAACGAACUAGUAACACGUAUAGAAGGCCGAGAAAUUAAGUACGUCGAUGAGUGGAUGAGUGGAAGGGUGGCCGCUGAAUACGGUGCCGAGGAGUUGGAAUAUGGACCACAUUUUUGCUGUUUCAAGACAAAUGUGAGGAUGAAUUCUCCCGCAUAUAUGCCGGAUGGGAAUGCCGUCAGCAUCAGAGUAGCAGGAGGCUAG
Lindgomyces ingoldianus is the source of this 654-nucleotide messenger RNA. RefSeq lists its product as uncharacterized. Lineage: Eukaryota; Fungi; Ascomycota; Dothideomycetes; Pleosporales; Lindgomycetaceae. Bases 1 to 654 code for a protein of 217 amino acids. The record is from RefSeq and is a predicted model, not a curated record. The transcript is spliced from 11 exons.